UCCGACAUCCCAGUCAUCAUCCCCCGGGCACCAAAGCCACGGGUCCGGAGUCGGAUCCGAGCGCAGCGCAGCCCGCACACCCUCGGCCGCUGAGACCCGACCCACCAUGGCAUCACGGCUGCCACUGCUCUGUCUCUACUUUGCCGCCGCACACCUGGCAGAGGCCCGAGAUGUUCAGGAGCCCACAGCAGCUGCCUGGGGCCUGCAGAGACACAUGCUGCACCCCAGCCAGCCCUCGCCAGCCCUGGAGGACUGGGAAGAGCCCAGCGAGUGGACAUCCUGGUUCAAUGUGGACCACCCGGGCGGCGACGGCGACUUCGAGACCCUGGCCGCCAUCCGCUUCUAUUACGGGCCCGCGCGCGUGUGCCCGAGGCCCCUGGCGCUCGAGGCGCGCACCACAGACUGGGCGCUGCCGUCGGCGGUGGGCGAGCGCGUUCAUCUGAACCCCACGCGUGGCUUCUGGUGUCUCAACCGCGAGCAGCCACGCGGCCGCCGCUGUUCCAACUACCACGUGCGCUUCCGCUGUCCGCUCGAGGUCGUGUGGACUGCGUGGGGGCCGUGGGGUCCCUGCUCCGGAAGCUGCGGACCAGGCCGUCGCUUGCGUCGCCGCAGCUGCCCAGGCCCGGGUGAGGACGCGUGUCCAGGGCGGGGUGUGGAGGCCCAGAAGUGCGUGAGGCCUCGGUGCCCAGGAUGCAGCCCUGACACCUGUGGGUGCCCUGACCACAUCCUCCUGGGGUCUGUGGUAACCUCAUCUGGGCGACCACUGUCAGGCGCCAGGGUUUCCCUGUGGGGUCGGCCUGGCACUGUGGCCACCAGCGAUGAACAUGGAGCCUUCCAGGUGCCAGGGGUCUGUGCCAGUAGCCAGGCCAACAUGAGUGCCCGGGUGGACGGCUUCUCUGUGGGUGUGGCCCAGACUCGAGCCAACAGCUCCAGCUCCUCAGUGGCCACCAUUGUCCUGGAUAAGUUGAGGAAACCCUACCUGGUGAAGCACCCUGAGUCCCGAGUGCGAGAAGCUGGACAUAAUGUGACUUUCUGCUGCAAAGCCACAGGGAACCCUGUUCCUAAGAGAUACUCAUGGUUCCACAAUGGGAGGAUGCUGGCCAGGCGGGAGCUUGGGUCUGGUGCCCACUUGGAGCUCAGUGGGCUCAGUGCUGAACAGGCGGGUGUCUACCACUGCCAGGCGUGGAGCCAGGCGGGCACUGUGCGCUCUGGCACUGCACAGCUCACCGUGCUAGCCCCGGGCCAGCCAGCGUGCGACCCCCGCCCCCAAGAGCAUCUCAUCAGACUCCCCAACUACUGUGCCCGGCCAGGCAGCAAUGGCUCCGCCUACCUGGAUGUGGGCCUCUGCCCCGCCAGCACCUGCCCGGGGCCUGUGGGCACCGGCACCCGCUGCGGGGAUGCGGGCUCACGCUGCUGCACUGUGCGCCGUCUGGAGAGCCGGGAGAUUCGCUGCACCGGUGUCAUCCUGCCCGUGAAGGUGGUGACCCAGUGCGGCUGUCAGAAGUGCCUGCCCCGGCGGGGGCUCCUCCGGGGCCGAGUGGUGGCUGCUGACUCAGGAGAGCCCUUGAGCUUUGCCAGGAUCCUCCUGGGCCCUGAGGCCAUCGGCUUCACCUCCUACCAGGGCGACUUCACCAUCGAGGUGCCCCCCACUACCGAGCGGCUGGUGGUGACCUUUGUGGACCCCCGCGGCGAGUUUGUGGACACUGUACGGGUGUUGCCUUUUGACCCUAGGGGGGCAGGCGUGUACCAUGAGGUCCGGGCCCUGCGGAAGAAGGCAGCUGUCCUGCUGGACGCCAGCCAGAGCAACAUGAUCCCUCUGGGGGACCUGGAGGAUGAAGGUCCCAUUGCUGAGCUGGUGCUGCCCCCUGGCUCCAUCCGGGCCUCCGACGGCAGCCCCUACACAGGGACCGUGGAGGCCAGGGUGACCUUCGUGGACCCCAGAGACCUGGCCUCAGCAGCAGCUGCCCCCAGUGACCUACGCUUUGUGGAUGGAAAUGGCGAGCUGGCCCCGCUGCGCACCUACGGGAUGUUCUCGGUGGACCUGCGUGCACCAGGCUCCGCGGAGCAGCUACACGCAAGCCCUGUGACCGUGCACGUGGCUGCAGACCAGAUCCGCAUGGCCGGCCAUGCUGAGGCCCUCCGGCUGUGGUCACUGGAGCCCGAGACUGGCCUGUGGGAGGAGGAGAGUGGCUUUGAGCCCCAGGUCACCCCGGGCCUCCGUGUGCGCCGUGAGGAGCGCGUGUUCCUGGCGGGCAACAUGGAGAUCCGCGAACGGCGUCUCUUCAACCUGGACGUGCCUGAGCACCGCCGCUGCUUCGUGAAGGUCCGGGCCUACGCCAAUGACAAGUUUGUGGCCAGUGAGCAGGUGGAGGGCGUGGUGGUGACGCUGGUGAACCUGGAGCCCGCACCCGGCUACUCCGCCAACCCCCGCGCCUGGGGCCGCUUCGACAGUGCUGUCACUGGGCCCAAUGGCACCUGCCUCCCAGCCUUCUGUGACCAGGACCAGCCCGAUGCCUACACAGCGCUGGUUACUGCCACCAUGGGGGGCGAGGAGCUGGAGGCUGCGCCCUCCAAGCCCCAGCCUCUGCCGGCCACCGUGGGUGUCACACAGCCCUACCUGGACCGGCUGGGCUACCAGCGCACGGACCAUGACGACCCAGCCUUCAAGCGUACUGGCUUCCGCAUCAACCUGGCCAAGCCCCGGCCUGGGGAACCCAGCGAGGCCCAUGGACCGGUGUACCCAUGGCGCAGCCUGCGCCAGUGCCAGGAUGCCCCGGUCACUGCCAGCCACUUCCGCUUCUUCCGCGUGGAGUCAGACAAGUACGAGUACAACGUGGUCCCCUUCCAGGAGGGUGCGCCCGCCUCCUGGACCAGCGAUCUCCUGUCCUGGUGGCCCAACCCGCAGGAGUUCCGAGCCUGCUACCUCAAGGUGAAGGUGCAGGGCCCCCAGGAGAUGGUGGUGCGCUCCCACAAUGCGGGGGGCAGCCACCCCCGCACCCAGGGCCAGCUCUAUGGCCUCCGGGAUGCCCGCAGCGUGCGCGACCCCCUGCGCCCCAACACCUCGGCCGCCUGCGUGGAGUUCAAGUGUGGCGGGAUGCUCUUCGACCAGCAGCAGGUAGACAGGACGCUGGUGACUGUCACCCCCCAGGGCAGCUGCCGCCGAGUAGCUACCAACAGGCUCCUGCAGGAUUACCUAGCUCGGCACCCGCCGCCUGCGCCUGUAGAAGACCCAGCCACCUUUGCCAUGCUGGCGCCCCUGGACCCUCUGGGUCACAACUACGGCAUCUACACGGUCACAGACCAGAGCCCCAGGCUGGCCAAGGAGAUCGCCAUUGGCCGCUGCUUUGAUGGCUCCUCCGACGGCUUCUCUAGGGAGAUGAAGGCUGAUGUAGGCACCGCUGUCACCUUCCAGUGCCGUGAGCCGCCGGCCAGGCCCAGCCUCUUCCAGCGGCUGCUGGAGGUGCCUGCAUCUGAGGUGCUGAGCGACCUCCGCAGGGAGAUGGGUCGGGUGAUGGCUCGGUCCCCGAGUGCCCCCCAAACACUCCAGGGCCAGUGACAGGGGCUGAGCUCCCCCACAGUCUGGCCCCAUUCCUCCGAAGAGGUCCCCUGCCCGGUCUAUGGGGACCCUUGAGAGUCAAGGAGGGAGGAGGGUGCACGCUGAGGCCCUGUGAGCAGAGCAUCCUUCAGGUUUGCCUGGAGCAGGGGGAGAUGCACAGCCCAUGCAGGGCUGCGCCCUUGGCCUGUUCACCACCAGGGUGGCCUGAGCUUUGUUCUGGGGUUAUUUAUUAAAAUAAAAUGGGGGGCUGCUUGUGGGGUACAUGAGGGCCAGGCUGGGCCCUGCAGGAGAGGAGGGAUUUCUGGGGGUCCUCAUGCCAGGGCAGCUCUGUGGCUGGGCAUCCUGUGUUUGGUGUUGGAGGCCCUAGGGUAUCAGGGUGGGGCGGGGUGCUCAAUUAAAGAUGCUUUGUGUCCA
This is a messenger RNA of Cavia porcellus (domestic guinea pig), 3970 nucleotides long. It is a transcript of the gene Cilp2, whose product is annotated as cartilage intermediate layer protein 2. The coding region runs from base 107 to 3556 and encodes 1149 amino acids. NCBI's taxonomy places the organism in Eukaryota, Metazoa, Chordata, Mammalia, Rodentia, Caviidae. The transcript has 8 exons. The record is from RefSeq and is a predicted model, not a curated record.